Molecule: messenger RNA, 1852 nt
Organism: Armigeres subalbatus
Lineage: Eukaryota; Metazoa; Arthropoda; Insecta; Diptera; Culicidae
Exons: 2
Coding region: 86-1117 (343 amino acids)
Source: RefSeq, a predicted model, not a curated record
AGUCCAGUGACAGUAUCAAAUCCAUCAGCAGAUAGUGCGAUACGGGUUCGGUGGUAUCAGACGAUAGUGAGCCUUAUUUAGCACAAUGAAGGGUCUAACGAUAUCGUUACUGUUAUUAACGCUAACCGUGGUGGUCGUUCUUGGUGAUGAUACAGUUGAACAACCAAAUGCAGAAGCUAAAACUAUCCAGGAUCAGAAUAACGAAGCCUCGCCGGCAGAGGGCGAGAAGAAAACAACAAAACGACACCUCUCAUUGGGACUUGGUUACCGAGGUGGACUUGGGUUUUCCAGCGGACUGUAUGGCGGCCACUCUGUUGGAUUAGUUGGAAAGGGGAUCGGCUUUGGUUACGCCGGAGGUUAUGGCGGAUCGUAUGGAAAUGGUUACGGUUAUGACGGCGGAUUUCAUGGAGCUGGAUUUGGAUAUGGAGGAUACGGAGGAGGUUUCUCUAGUCACAGUGGAUUCCAUGAUGGAUUUCACGGCAGCUACGGCUAUGCAAAGCCAUUCUACACAGCUACAAUCAAGGAACACAUUCCUGUGCCAGUGCCAAAACCAUACCCAGUGUUCAUCAAGAAAACUAUCCCAAUCCCUAUAACAGUGCCUAGACCAGUGCCGUACCCAGUUUACGUGAAGAAGCAUAUUGCAAUUCCUAUUGAUCGCCCGGUACCAGUGCCUGUUCCUUAUCCCGUCACAAAACACGUUCAGGUUCCAGUGCCACAUCCGUAUCCAGUGCCGGUCAAAGUACCAACACCGGUUGUAGUAACGAAGCCUGUAGUGGUAACUAAACCUAUCGUCAUCACCAAGCAUUACACUCCCAUAGUUAGUACGCCAAUUGUGAGCGCUCCCAUACCACUCAUUGCGGCACACGCACCAGUUUUGGCCACAACCGGGCAUGUGUCCGUUUCGAACCAUGGUGUCCAUCAAACACAUGGAUCGCAUCUACAUAGCAGUACUCAUGGAUAUAGCGGUGGAGGUCACUACGGAUCUAUUGGAGGUGGGAGCUAUGGCGGUUCCUUGGGGCAUUUUGGAGCUUCUGGUCAUUUUUCUUCCGAAGCAAAUUACGGUGCCGGUAGUCAUUUUGCCGCGGGAGCUAUCGCAGGGACAAUCUGCGAUCAGUAAAUAGGUGUAUUUAGUCUAUAUUUUGUUUAAUGCUCAAAACUAUUAGACAUUAGGAGUAGCUAAUCCAAAUAGAUAUAUUGUUAUAAUAUAAAAAUAAAUAAUGACUUGAAUGUACUAUCUAAAGUGACUUCAUCGUUAUGAAAUGCAAACCAGCUGAAAAGUGUGUUUCUCAAAGAAAUCAACGCAAAGCAGCGCAGAACAGCUCGGUAGAUGGAAUUCCAUAGUUUUUCACUGGUUUUCUAUUUGUGUAUUCGUAAAUAAAGUUCCACAACUGUGAAAUUUAUGCUGAAGAAUAGAAUCGAAACUUAUUGCAAGCACGCGACAACAUGAAAUUAUUGAAUAGAGUAAAUCGACAUUUCUUCAAAACUAACCGUUAAAUUGAAACUCCAUUUAUUGUUUUUUAUAGUUUAGGGAUCCAACAUUAUGUAGAAGUCGAACGAAACGAAAAAAUUGGACUGUACUAUUUACGAUACAAAAAAAAAGUAAAAUCCGGGUGAGACGCCACACCUCAGGGGGAGAUGCCGCACGUGUAAAAUGUUGGAGAAAUGGGAUUAGAAAUUUGUUUUUGCGAUAAACGAUAUUUUUCAGCAAAGCGUAAUCAUUUAUAUUUGUAUUUCAACCCGACGACAUUGAUAUCAUGGCACGUAACUUUGAGAGGAUGGAGGAAGCCUACAUCAGACUGAAAAGCGAAGCUAAACGGAUUGGACUAGUCAUCAAGUGAAGAAAAGUGAUGCG